AUGACAACUGACUGGAAGUGCAGUGCCAAUGCGUACUAUAUCUAUGUACAUCCAUAUUUACCUUUGUUGCCACCGCCAGUGAGUCAACAGCAUAAAGAUCAGCCCACAGUGAUCCGACCUCCUGGGGAAAGUACUCAACCAGAAAAGGCCCAUAUGCCUUAUUGGCCAACAUCAUCUCUGAGCCUUGCAUUGUCCGCAAUGCUGGUUCUCAUACCUACCGCUGCAGACCAAGUCCCAGUGGCCGAAAAUAGUCUUUCACUGAGGCGGUCGUAUGCGCAACUAUUUGCCCAGGCAGCACUGGCUGCUGUCGAGACAGAGGUUGACGCUUUGUCCCCUACAUUGCGCAUUAACGUUACAGAUACAGAUUCUUUUCGUACGCAAAGUAGUUUGCACCCUCAAGUUCCUGCUCAGCUUGAUCCUAUUCUGGCGCUCGUCGUCUUGAGUAUUUAUGAGUACUGCCAGCGUGGUAAUGUAUCCAGAAUGCGGGCUCGUGGGAACCAGGCUAUCACGACUGCGAUGGAUAUCUCGCUCCAUGCGCUGAACUCAACGACAACUGAAUAUUCUGAGGCACAGAGACGAGCCUGGUGGAUGACACCACCAAUUGUUUACUGGGAUGAUCCACGAAUAACUACUCCUUAUCCCAAAUUUGAGGUCUAUCUGGAGGUAUAUAUUCAAGCUCUACUAUGA
Molecule: messenger RNA, 687 nt
Organism: Penicillium paradoxum
Lineage: Eukaryota; Fungi; Ascomycota; Eurotiomycetes; Eurotiales; Aspergillaceae
Exons: 2
Coding region: 1-687 (228 amino acids)
Source: RefSeq, a predicted model, not a curated record